UUUUUUUACGAGAAGACUCUCAUUCUUCAUUCAGCUUGUCAGCGACAUAAGAAGGAAGUCUAAUCCUAUCAGCGUUGCUGGAAACUCAAUUGACUUCGUACAGUAAGAUUUGGUGAGGAUUUUCUUCGCUUUGGGCUGUAUAUUCGUAACCACAAUACCGCCUCAACGACUAUAUUCCAGAUUUCCAAUCGGAAGGAGACCGCCAACAAUGGCCGAUGACACCUCCGCAUCCGAUACCAAUUCCCAUCCCUCCAUCGACCCCUCUUCCUUUGAUCUAAUCGUUGUCGGCACCGGCUUGCCGGAAUCCAUUAUCGCCGCCUCCGCCUCCUCCGCCGGGAAAUCCGUCCUCCACCUCGACCCCAACCCUUUCUAUGGUUCCCACUUCUCAUCUCUUUCCCUCGCUUCCUUCUCCUCUUUCCUUCACCAACGUUCUCGCCUCUACUCCCACGUUGAAAUCUCCUCCCACUCCCCCCAAACCCUAGAUGAACAUUCCAGAAGAUUUUCCCUCGACCUCUCCGGUCCCAGGCUCUUCUUCUGCGCCGAUCCCAUGGUCGAUCUCAUACUCAGGUCCGGCGCCAGUAACCACCUCGAAUUCAAGAGUGUCGACGCCAGCUUCCUCUACCGUGAGGGCCACCUUUCCCCUGUCCCUGACUCUCGUGAGGGCAUCUUCCAGGACCGGACCCUUGGUCUGACUGAGAAGAGCCAGCUGAUGAGGUUUUUCAAGCUUGUCCGGGAGCAUUUUGCAUUGGAUGGCAGCAGCGGCAGCACUGGUGGUGGGAGCGUUGAUGAGGAGAGGAAGAGGAUUCCCGAGGAGGAUUUGGAGAGCCCGUUCGUGGACUUCUUGCAGAAGCAGCGGUUGCCGCCCAAGAUAAAAGCGAUGAUUUUGUAUGCUAUAGCCAUGGUAGAUUAUGAUCAAGACAGCCCAGACAUUUGCCAGAAGCUCACUAAGACAAAAGAUGGAAUGGAAAGUUUAGCUCUUUACAACUCUUCAGUUGGCAGGUUUCCCAAUGCAUUAGGGGCAUUCAUUUAUCCCAUUUAUGGGCAAGGAGAACUGCCACAAUCAUUUUGCCGUUGUGCUGCGGUUAAAGGUGCUCUCUAUGUCCUACGUAUGCCUGUGACUGGUUUGCUUCUUGAUGAGGAGCAUGGGCACUAUAAAGGUGUUAGAUUGGCGUCUGGUCAGGAGCUAUUCAGCCAUCAACUAGUUGUGGAUCCAUCUUUUGUAGGCCCACUACUCUCUUUUUCUUCCUCAGAGUUGCAGCAUGAAGGUUUAAAUCCAGGAGAUGUUACAAAUGCUUCAAGCCCAGUGAAACAAGUCUCUAGGGGAGUAUGCAUAAUCAGGGGUUCCAUACAGCCAGAGUUACCAAACUUGCUGGUAGUUUUUCCUCCUAGAUCGUUGUACGAUGAGCAGGCAACAUCUGUCCGAGCUCUUCAGUUAGGAAGCAAUGUAGCAGUUUGUCCUUCAGGCUUGUUUGUUCUGUACCUAUCAACUCUUUGUGACGAUGCAGUUCAAGGGAAAAAAUCUAUACAUGCAGCGGUGAAUGCUCUUUGCACAAUUCCAGUUUCUGAGAACUCUGAAGACAUUUCAGUAGUGCAUGAAGGUGUAGAAGUAGAACCAAAACCCAUUUUAUUGUGGAGUUCUAUGUAUGUUCAGGAGCUCACGAAGGGUUCGUUUGGCAUUGUCAGCUCAUGCCCCAUGCCAGAUGGGAAUAUUGACUACAGGGAUCUUUUGGAAUUAACAACGAAGUUGUUUCACAAAAUGUAUCCUCAGGAAGAUUUUUUCCCUGAGAAUACAAUGCCCAGAAAUCCAGAGGAUGAUGAUGGUUCGCUUGUCUGAUUCUCAACCCUCAGGGAUGAAAAUGUUGUACUUGAUUUGCUGAUGAGUGAUCGGGUGAUUAAAAAUUACAGUUUUUAUAAGAGUAGAGUCAGUAAAGCCGGCCCAAAAAGUUAAAAAUUUCAGUAGAUAUAUGUGUUCAUGGUUCUAGCUUUGCAUAGAUGUCAAGUGUUGUUUAAGAUGCAAUUGGUCCCAUUAACAGAUCUGCUGCUGGGACCCAGUUUCGUCAGAUUUUAUUCUGCUUUAACGAAGCUCAUUAGAUGAAAGGUGCACAUAUUUUGCCAAUAUAGAGAAGAGAGAUGAUAGCUGGCCUGCAGAGGUGGGGAUAUUAUUUAUCAGUGUUCUUUUAUUACAAAAGGCAAUGGAUGUACUGCUGUUUCACCUGUGCACCGUGGGAAAUAUACAGUUGUUCUCUUUGGCAAGGGAAAACACACCCAGUUUAUUGACUUAUUUGCAUCUCUUCUACAUUUGAAUUAAAUCUAUAUUUUCUUUUUGGA
This is a messenger RNA of Magnolia sinica, 2328 nucleotides long. RefSeq names its product rab escort protein 1. NCBI's taxonomy places the organism in Eukaryota, Viridiplantae, Streptophyta, Magnoliopsida, Magnoliales, Magnoliaceae. The coding region runs from base 209 to 1834 and encodes 541 amino acids. The transcript is spliced from 9 exons. The record is from RefSeq and is a predicted model, not a curated record. Gene Ontology annotation, cellular component: cytoplasm; Rab-protein geranylgeranyltransferase complex; nucleus. Gene Ontology annotation, biological process: vesicle-mediated transport; protein geranylgeranylation; small GTPase-mediated signal transduction. Gene Ontology annotation, molecular function: GDP-dissociation inhibitor activity.